AUGCCGCGAAACAUACAUAGUCAGGAUGAUAUGGUAUAUGUCAUGCAACCAACUCGUACUCUCAUGCUCGCAAUCGGUGUUUGGCCAUCCAGGAGUGGAAAGAGAUCCAUAUUCCGGAGAGUUUACAAUCUCUUUCUAAACUUUAGCUCCAAUUUUCUUUUAGCCUGCGAAAUUAUACCCGGCUGUAUUUAUUGGUUACUUGAAGACUCGUCGCGUAUGCGUCUUCAAUUAACCCCUCUUCUCCUCUACGUCUUCAUGUGUGCCGUUCAAUAUGAUGUCAUUCUAUCUCGCAAUGAUAACAUAAGAGAAUGCUGGAAGCAUGUCGAGGAGGAUUGGGAUAAUGCCUUCAGUAUGAAUGAUCGGAACGUUAUGUUCAAAUGUGCAAAAUCUGCGAAGCUCCUAAUCAUGAUCUGCGGUGUUCUUAUGUAUAGUGGCGUGAUCAUGUAUCGAAUAAUCUUACCAUUGUCGCGGGGAGAGAUUGUCAUCGAUCAGAAUGUCACAAUCAGACCUUUGGCCUGUCCGGUUAAUUUUUUAUUUGUUGACGUACAAACUAGUCCUUUUUACGAGAUAGUGUUUGUAUUCCAGUCCUUAACGGGAUUCCUUAUAGUUUCAAUUACGACGAGUGCGUACGGGCUUCUGGCGUAUUUCGUAGAGCAUGCCAGCAGUCAAAUGAAAAUCCUGAUCUGCUUAAUGAAAAAUCUUGUCCGAGAACAGUGGAAAAAAGAGGAAGAAGUAGAUAGGAAGUUGGCUGAAGUAGUGGAACAUCAAAUAAGAGUACAUAGUUUUCUACAAAUGGUACAGUACACCAUGCAAGAAAUUUGUUUAGUAGAAAUAAUGGUGAAUACUUUAAGCAUCUGCCUUCUACUGUAUUUUGUAGUAUUGGAUUGGCACACUAACAACUUUGGGGUUAUAGGCUCUUAUAUGCUUAACAUUAUAAACAUUACAAUCCACAUAUUUCUGUUUUGUUAUACUGGUGAACAACUUAACGAACAGGCAGAAAAAGUAGCAACUGAAUCCCGUGAGCUCGAAUGGUAUCAUCUUCCGGAAACAAAAAUGCGCAGUGUAGUUCUAAUAAUGAUUAUGUCUAAUUAUCCACCCAAGAUCUCCGUUUGCAAGAUCAUGGAGCUUUCAUUCAAGACGUUUGGUGAUAUUAUUAAAACAUCUGGGGCGUACUUUAAUAUGCUUCGAAAUGUAACAGAAUGA
Messenger RNA from Odontomachus brunneus, 1203 nucleotides. Its product is annotated as odorant receptor 4-like. The record is from RefSeq and is a predicted model, not a curated record. The transcript is spliced from 5 exons. Gene Ontology annotation, molecular function: olfactory receptor activity; odorant binding. Gene Ontology annotation, cellular component: plasma membrane. Gene Ontology annotation, biological process: detection of chemical stimulus involved in sensory perception of smell; sensory perception of smell. NCBI's taxonomy places the organism in Eukaryota, Metazoa, Arthropoda, Insecta, Hymenoptera, Formicidae. Bases 1 to 1203 code for a protein of 400 amino acids.